Messenger RNA from Paramecium primaurelia, 636 nucleotides. The record is from the annotation of a GenBank genome assembly. Lineage: Eukaryota; Ciliophora; Oligohymenophorea; Peniculida; Parameciidae.
AUGGGAACAUGUGCUUCAUGCAAUUCAAAGAUUGAAAUUGUAGAGAGCGAUACUUUGAUAUCUAAAUAAAGUGUAUUUUAGAAAUUAAAAGAAUUAAAUCAAAAUACGAAAUCAACAAUUUUUAUGACAAUGAGAAGUAAUAAAAAGAUUGAAAAUGAAAAUUUGGCUGAUCAAACGUCUUAAGUAAGUGAAAUAAAUGAUGAAAAAUCAGAUAUAAAGGACAUACAUGGUAGUGUAAAAUUAAGAAAAAGAACAUAUAGUUUUCAAGAAUAGUAGGUUCAUUUUUUAAUCAAUGAUUAAAAUGAUUCUGCAAAAGUUAGAUGUUUUAGAUUUACAGAUCCUAAUAUUCCAAGAAAUUUAUCAAAUUCUUCAAGUUCCAAUAGUCAAUUUAGAGAAUUUAAUGCUCAUUUCAAAAUAAAUGACAAAUAAAUUAUAGAAUCUGAUGAAAAUAAAUCAAUAAAAAGUAUUCUGAAAAAAGUGCCUAGAUAAAAGAGUGAAACAAAAUCAGUCCAUUUUGCAAAAUAUAUGGCCAUUAGUCAAAUAACAAAAAAAUCUAAAUCAUGUCAUCACAAAUAACAUAAAAAGAAAAAGAAAAUUUUAAAUUAAAUUCAAAGAUAUGAAAAUUAUUAAUUUUGA